Messenger RNA from Ornithodoros turicata, 7091 nucleotides. RefSeq lists its product as uncharacterized. Lineage: Eukaryota; Metazoa; Arthropoda; Arachnida; Ixodida; Argasidae. Gene Ontology annotation, biological process: regulation of transcription by RNA polymerase II. The record is from RefSeq and is a predicted model, not a curated record. The transcript is spliced from 9 exons. Gene Ontology annotation, cellular component: nucleus. Gene Ontology annotation, molecular function: DNA-binding transcription factor activity, RNA polymerase II-specific; RNA polymerase II transcription regulatory region sequence-specific DNA binding. Bases 348 to 2867 code for a protein of 839 amino acids.
GUGCAUGCCGGGAAGGGUUGAACGAUCUCUAAACUUGCUCCUGGCUGUGCUCGCUGGCUUUUCGGAAUGGGGUUGUCUCAACACCUGUACCGUAGUGAUGGGGCUUGACACGCGGCUUGUUUCUCUGGAUACUUGAAACGUUCGGAUACGAUAUUGGACCGAGCUUGAGAGUACAUGGAUUACGUUCCUUUGGAUAACUUCUCCCUGAGGGCCCCCCUCCAACAGCUAGCAUCAGUGGACUGGUGUCCCCUCAUGCAGGGGUCGAGGAGGAGGGUGACGCUGGACUGGUGCUGCUGCGAGGAGCAGAGGGGGACGCAGGAGAGGAGGAGCUUGGGGCUCGCCGCCCCAUGAAUGCCUUUUUCCUCUUCUGUAAGCGGCACCGCAGCGUGGUGCGUGACCGCUACCCGCACCUCGAGAACCGUAGCAUUACAAAGAUCCUGGGGGAGUGGUGGGCAACACUGGAACCGCAGGACAAGAAGAUUUAUACGCAACUGGCGAAGCAGUACAAAGAAGCAUUCAUGAAGGCCAACCCAGACUUCAAAUGGUGCAAGAUGCCGACACCUCCGACCCGGACCCUCCUGACUCGCACAAAGGGUUCCAAGGGGGAUCCCAAAUGGGGAGGAGGUUUGGAUCAGGCAGCUAGUGGGACCCCUCCACCCAGGGAGCGUCAAGAAACACUAGAAGGAACUGAGGCUGGGGUGCCAAGGGUCACCAACUGCAGUCGAACGACGGCAGAAAAGUCGAAGAAUGAUCGUGGGAUGGAUCCUGCGAGCAAUUUCGACGAAAAGACUGGAAAGGGGUCGAGGGCAACAUCGACACCUCCCCCAUCUUCUAAACAGCAGCAGGCCCUUCCUGUGCCCCCACCAUCACACCCUCCUAUGAACUGCAAACCUCCAAAGAAGCGUUACUUGGAGAACAUGGAGAAUGGCACAUACUCUGCACCAUCAGCAGCAGCAGUUACAGUUGGUCAGCAGAGGGACAGUAAGUCUGACUCAUCAUCAUCUCCAUCGCCAUCACCUUCUCCAGCUCCUGUGGCAAUAUCGAGUGGAGGGAAUGGUAUGGCCACUGGGAGUGGUUCCAGCAAUGGUUCAAGCAUUAGGUCUGGAUCAAGGGACCAGCAGACUAGUAGUGCCUGUUCUGCCCUGUUGGAGCUGGCUGAAGGCUGCCAAUCUAACAAGCGAGCCACUCCACCCACAAGGCAUGCCACAAGACCUGUGCAAGAUGGGCCAGUAGCACCUCCAGGCUUUGGUCCUAUUCCUAUGUUUGAUGUGAGUGCGGCCAACAGGAUAAUAGACGAAGCUUUCAGCCAGCCUACUGUCUCUUCUUCGCCUUCUGCUGGAACCUCUUCGUCUCUGUCAACAAGCAUACCUUCCUCUGUGGCAACAUCUGUCUCACCUCCCACAUCCUCAUCUGCAUCAUCCAGCUUCUUUAACUUGUCGUCUGCAAAGUGUCUGGCUCAGACAUUGAACAGGCGUCCUGAAUCUGACGAACUGCCCCUUAACCUGUCCAAAGAGCGACCCACAACAACAAUAAAGACAAGCCAGCAGGACAUAAUCGACCACAUAAUUGAGAAAUUUUUGUGUGGGCCAAGCAAUGUUACUCCGAUGGAUGGGACUGUGUUCUCUGCGGAAGACAAUGUGCCGGCUGCUGCUCACAUACAGGAGGAAGGGGCUGGAAAAAGGGGAGAGGAACCCUGUGUUAGGAGAGAGGAGCCACCUCCCCCUCAACCUCGGAGGGAGGAGCUACCGGUGAAGAAACGGGAGGAAGUGUAUGUGGUAGGUGACGUCGAAGCAGACAAGGGAUGUGAUACAGCACGGACCCCGGGAAAGGGGAUGCGGCGAAAAGGGGCAGUAGAAAAGGGGGCUCCUCCUUCUCCUUGUAAGAGGGCGAGGGGUGGUGGAGAGGAUGAUGGUGGUGAGAGUAGCCCAGAGAGGGGAGGGGAUAUGAGGAAGAGUCAGAGGUCAUGCAAAGGACAGCGGUAUCAAGCGCUCUUGUCCGAGGGAAUGCUGGUGCCAGGGGCAAAGGACAGGAAACUGAUGGGCAAGGACGGCAAAAAGGGAGGUGAAGAAGAAAGUGGAGAAGGGGAGGAAGAGUGUGAAGCAAAAGGGAAACGCAAGAUGGCUGCAGGUGGCGCAGUUGGGAAGGAAGAUGAUGGAAAGAAGGGUGCCUCUGGCAGAAAAUCUAGUAGCCCAUUCAACCUGGAAGCAGAGAUUGCAGCACUUCCCAAAUGCAGCAUGGACUUGUUCACACGGAAAAAGAAGAAAAGGAAAGGAGAGGAGGAAACUGCCCAUGGAGAGUUUUCCUGUCGAGACGAUCGCUUCCAGAGCGACACGGACCCGGCCAAGGACCCGGAUUUCCGGCCUAGCGGAGGUGUGAUGCGCCGCAUUAGACAUCAACGUGGGGCAGGGUCUAGUAGUAGUCCGGAGAGAGAGUCCACUACUGGUGAAGAGGGAGCAAUGGGGCAGGGAUUUGCAUCGAACAAAUUCAAAACUGGUGACUUUGAUUUAGAAGAGCAUCUGGCUGCUCUGCCAAAAUGUGACAUCGAGGUUUUAAGUCGGCGGAGAAAAGCUCGGAGGAGGGACUCUGGCUCCUCAAGUGGAAAGCCAGGGGCCAAAGAUGCAGCCGACGAGGAUUCUACAGUAGAAUCUGAUGCAGGCACAGAUGCCACAGAAGAAAACGGGGCAAGGGAGGACUGGCACAGUGAGGAUGACGAUCAUGAUGACCGGCAACGUGUUGAUGACCGGUCGGAAAGAGCAGACAAGCGGCGUAAUAGGAAAGAAUGUAGUCGCCCGCAAGAGGAAUUCACCAACAGUCUAGCAGCACUGGCUGACAUAGCCUUGAGUCAGAAGGACAAGAUACACAAUUGAUGACUGCAUGUCAACUAGAGCGGUAAAGGUUUUAAAGAGCUUCACAUCAUUCCGGAACAUUGGACUCCUUCGUGAGAGAGUGCCCGGAUGCAUAGGACUAAGUGUGAACAGGGGAAUGUGCUCAGAAGCAGAGGCCUGGAAGCAUGUGAACAGAAUGUGUGUAAUGGACAUGGGUGACUUCCUUUUGCAAGGGGACAGUUAGCAACAUGCAAAAGGUUGUCCCUCUGUGCAAGAUCACUGUUGUGCAGUUCAAGAAGUUAGUGACAGUAGAAACGGUGUCUCCCUCUUUACACUUGACGGAUUGUAUAUCAGUUGCAGUGCUGCACAACCGAGGUAUUGUUUUGAUGUACAUGAUUUUACUUACUCUUGUGACUGUGCUGGUUUUUAUGUCCAUGUCUUAGCUGAAGUUGAUAAUUUACCUCUCCUGAAAGUGUGCACCAUUGAAUGUGGAGGUUUCAAUCUAUAGCAAAAACCUAAAAUUGGGUUUGCCUUGUUCGUUGACGCGGAACAUCUUCGGGGUUUUUAUAGCAGUGAGCCCUCUGAGCGGAGGCCCUUACGUAUCGACAGAUUUUUAGAAAGCCAGGUGUCGCCAAUGUAGCACACAGGAAACCAUUGUGACUGUUGAAGUAAAUGACAUUGUGCGUGUCAGUUAGGGUCCCCCAUUUACUGCUUUCCCUCUGGUAGGAUUGUAACUUAGCUUUUCUACUGUCUAACAAUGGCAACGGCAGAUAUUACAGUAUUAGCGUAGCUGAGACUGCAAAGCAAGAUCUCGAAUCUCUGCAGUUUCAAGCAUGCAGUACGAUUUAACCUAAUCACGUAUUGACACAGCCAACCUGCACCUGGAAAAUACAUGCAGACCAUCUAAAAAGGACCAUCAGAGUAUUUCUGGCUGUGAAACCUUUCGGAACUUCUCUCGAUCUGUAUUCUAAAAUGUAACGUUUGCGACCCCGGUCUUCCGCUAUUUCAGGGAGGUAGCGCUGGCCUGAUGUUCUCUAUGCAGGUAGGUAUUGGCAAAGCAGCGUUGAAGUACUGCACCAUUCAAGUACCAUACUGACCCCACCUGUAACACAUUUCUCUCGAGCAUACACGUUAACGAAACGACUAUACCCUAGGCAGACUUAUCUUAUGCCCAUUUUAAUUGUGCAGUGCGGGUUUAAAGGGCCAUUUUUCUACUCUGCACUUUUUGUACAAAGGCCAUUGUUAGAAUGUCAACUGGCAGUUGGAGGCCCCCACUCCAGCUGCGGAUAAAAGUACAAGUAAGCGUCUACCAACAGACUUCCGAAGGACCUGGAGUGUCGUGCUGGGCUGUGUUGUUUGAUAUGCAUCUGUGGUCACCGGAAUUAGUAAAGAAAAAUGCGCGAAAUCUUUGCAGAAAUCUCAAUCUCCUGCAACUUUGUACUACCUUAGGAUGCGCAAUUAAUGGUUGUGAUGUGUUAUCUGCCUAUUAAGAUUAGGUUGGCUGUAGCCACUGCACAUUACAGCUUUGCAGCCUUGGGCUCAGAGCACGCAGAAUGGACAUUGUACGAUGACUUGAGAAUUUUCAUAGUUCCAGUUCCCGUGAGUUGUGUGGAUUGUUGUUUUGCGGGUAAUACGUUCUCCUGCUGGAACUGGGAAAAUUUUGAGUAUCAUCAUACAGAAGCAAGCUACUGUGUAUCUAACAACAACAAGAAGCAGGAAACAAACAAGGGUCUUGAGUGAUGUCUGAUAUCAUGGUUUCGUAGUGUUUGCUACAAGAGGUAUUGUGGAAUUUGUCUGCUGUCCCCUGCUGCGAUCACAGUGACGCUUGAUGUUAAUCUUUGUUUUCGUUGCUGGAGUUCGUUUAGCGGAGGCCCUAUGUUAUAAGAGGUCCUAGCAAAUACAAGUUGCAGGGUGACAAUUACUAGGUAAAGUAAAGCAAAAAAAAAAAAAUGUAUGAAUGCAACUUUAGUAUGCCCUGAUUCAGUGUUCCAUGACAUACUGUAUGCACAGCACUUCAGGUCCUCCUCUAACGUACUGUGAUAGUGCUACAAAGUGAAGGCCGGAACAAAGUUUGUUCCUUAUAGUAAGCUGAGGCAUACCAUCUCUGAUGAAGGCGCUCUGGUGUGGAACUUCCUAGAUGCAAGCAUGGACUGCAGCUUUUUUUACUCUUCAUUGCUGUAGAAGACAUAGCAGUUAGGACACAGUAAUCUCACCCACAGCUUGGGACUCUGUUUGUUGUACAUUUUGCAGCUUCCCCCCUUUGUAAUGAGCGCAACCACGAUGUUGUGCACACACAUGUGAGAGGACCUGUCUCAUCACGCUACUGGCAUCUCUCAAGUGAAAGUGGGCUAUUACUGCCAGCCUUGGUAUGCUGUAGCCACAUACGACUUUUUCUAGACCUUUGCUGGGAUGUCUGUAAGGCAUCCUUGUGGGAUGUCCAUUAGUCACUUCACUGUAUAGACAUAUAUACAAUGCACAUUGGAAAUUAUGCACAAGACUUUUUUGAGGCAGGAAAAUAGAAAUGUACAGUAGAGAAAAUGUUCUUUUUUGUGUGCAGUGUCUUAGAGAUAUGUUUGUGAUGUUUCUCUGCUUUUAGUUUGCUGCUGGCUGACAGGUUCGACUGGUGGUGAAGCACUCGGUGGGAUGGCAUCACAGAUGAUGUCGGAGUUGAGCUCUUAGUGAACAAAUAUGUGGAACACUGUUGAGGGUAGUUGGGAUGGACUGUGUGAAGUGGACUGACGAUCAAACUUGUGCAUGAUGCUCUGGUAAUUUCAGUAUAUUUUGUCUUUGUUUUUCCUAUCUGCAGAGCGGUUUCUGAAUGCUGAAUAUGUGUAUGCAGCUUAAUCUUGUUUGAACAUCUGAUGCUAAAAAAAUGCAGUGCAUCACUCACUUUGGAUUGCAGUACAGACAGCAGAAGUACCUCCUUAUAGUGGCAAUCUUUCGGUAAUUUAGCUUGAACCUUUUAAGAUUGAGCGUGCUCAUAAAGUUAUUGAUACUCAUAUGCUUAGCUUUGUAAAAAAUAAUAACUUUCGUCCAGCUAGAAAAUGAUUAUAAGUGUUCCAAAAAUCCUGCAGCCGGCUACAAAUCCUUGUUGUAGUGCAGGCCAUGCGACUGCCUCUCUUUUCUGUACUAUGCGAACCGUGAUGGGUGCGUAGCAAAUUGAGUAUUGAUGUGCACACCAUUCUUGAGCCAUAGGUAUCUAGACUGUCUCAUCUGUGGGGGCAUAAAAGGGCUGCAUCACCCCAAAUUCAAAAAGAAAAGCUAAGAGAGAAAUAAUCCUUUUUCGCCUUCUGAGAACAAGCAACACCCAUGCCUGGGAUGUUAGUGCUCUUCAGACUUAAUUUACUUGCAAUGCAAUUUUAAUUCUACUUAGGUUCUUUUAUCCGAGAAUUCGCACAGCAAAACACGCUGAUCUGACAGUACACCCACCUGUGACCUAUGCAUGUCGAGGACUAGUUAUCCAAUACCCAAGCGUUUGGUUGAUAACGGCAUUAUAGGCGUUGAACGGGCUUGAGGCAUCCCACGAUUGUGACCCCUUAGUGUAAGAAUGCAAAAUUUAAAAACUGUCCAGGUAUGAAGUUGCGAGCGAGGAAUAAUCAGUUCUUCAGAAAGCUCUCCUGUGGGCAGCGAAGUUUGUUUCUGUGUUCUCUACUAUCUACUGCUGCUGUGCAAUUCAUUUUGUGCAGGAGGGCUCUACAUGAGUGCCUGGAUGUUCUUGCUUGUAGGUUCAUUCCUGGAUAGCUACAAAUUUCAAAAUUAAAGCUACACAUGCACAAAAGAACAUGUACGUGUGAAGUUUCAAGCUAGUAUGAUGCGUGGAAUGUGGUAAACAACCGAAGAUUCAGUACAGCUUGUCUGGUGAAAGCACCUUGUACCCACUUACCCUCUUGGGGUGAGUCCAUGGGAGUGGGAACAACUGCAGGCAAAAUUUUGUAUCAGAAUGAAGGUAUGACUUCCAGGAAGUGACAACUGGUUUGUGUGUGUGUGCGGUGUUAGUAUGCUUGGUUUGUAUACUUAUGAAACGAACACAAGUUUUGUGAUAAAAAGUGAAGGAGUGUCAAGGGAGCGUUUGUAAAAAAGAGAAACGUGAUUUUGUACAGCUGCUGCCCUUGAUUAUCAUUAUUUUUCUUUUAAUGCAGCAUCUUUUAUUAUCUAUUGAAAGUUCUGUAGAGGUUUUGUUAUGUACAUGUUUUUGGUGCUGCAGAAAGAGAUUAUUUAUCAAUUUCGAUUGUGCAACGUGAAGUAAUAUUAAAGGAGAGAUCUCGA